UCCACCCCCCUGCUGCUGCUAGGCUUGCGAUUGCCGCUCGCUCCAGCUGAGCUAAGAGUAGCAGCAGCACCAGGGCAGGGACUGACUCCAGCCCUUGGACUUAGGACAUCGCAACACCUUCCCUUGCGUGCGUGACUCAUUCGCACAUCCUUUCUGUUUAUGCCUGGGGUGGGGAGAAAAAUCCCAAACCAGUCUGGGUCCCCUGCAGUAUUUUAUAUUGAAAUAACCUGCACUCUGAACAAGUCCCAGUGAACAGAGACAGAACCCCCUGGGCUGCCACCUGCACGUUGGCUUGGCUGUCAGUCAUCUUUCCAAGGAUCGCUGGAAUCUGCAUAGAAACCACCUUUGCACACAGGGAAUCUACUCCCCUGGCUCCUUCACAAGUCUCAGUGCAGUGGACUCUCCUUCCAUCCUUCCACCCUGCAACCCUCAGCCCUUUGAGCUUCAGCUGGCUGCUGUGUAAAUGAGUAUGGAAGAUUAUGAUUUCCUGUUUAAAAUUGUUUUAAUCGGCAAUGCUGGUGUGGGGAAGACGUGCCUAGUCCGACGGUUCACUCAGGGUCUUUUCCCCCCAGGACAAGGAGCCACAAUUGGAGUUGAUUUUAUGAUUAAGACAGUGGAGAUUAAUGGUGAAAAAGUAAAGCUUCAGAUCUGGGACACAGCAGGUCAAGAGAGAUUUCGGUCCAUCACCCAGAGUUAUUACCGAAGCGCCAAUGCCUUGAUCCUCACCUAUGACAUAACCUGUGAGGAAUCCUUCCGUUGCCUUCCUGAGUGGCUGCGGGAGAUAGAACAAUAUGCUAGCAACAAGGUCAUCACUGUGCUAGUGGGCAACAAGAUUGAUCUGGCUGAAAGGAGAGAGGUCUCCCAGCAGAGAGCUGAAGAAUUCUCAGAAGCUCAGGACAUGUAUUAUCUGGAGACCUCAGCCAAGGAAUCCGAUAACGUGGAGAAACUCUUCCUUGACUUGGCCUGCCGCCUCAUCAGUGAAGCCAGGCAGAACACACUUGUGAACAAUGUAUCCUCACCCUUACCUGGAGAAGGGAAAAGUAUCAGCUAUUUGACUUGUUGUAAUUUCAACUAAAGGCUGAGGCAAGGAGAAGCAAGAGGAAUCAGCAGUUGCCCUGAUGGGCCACCAAUUGCUGGGGAGAUCUGGCGAUGACUAUGGGUCCCGCUCUAGGACCUUCUGACUCCUGUGGGCUCCUGAGCUUACAAAGCAUGGCAGGCCAAGGGCCUCGUCCACAGGCCAGCAUUAGCAGAACAUAUAAUGGUUUCACCCUUUUGCAGUCUGGAGUCGGAUCAAGGAGAAAAUUGCACUAGGCGCUCCGUGAUCUGCAGAGCAUGUUGCUUUUGUUUUUUUUAAAAAAAGCAAGUAAAACGCAUUCCUGAACACAGUCCAGGGGGAGACGUACUGUAGGGGAUCCCUCCUGCACGUCAGUGGGUGCAUGUGGGGGCUGCUCUUUAGGGCUUCUGGGGGCCCUGGUUUUCUCGUCUACCAGGUAAACCAAAACUGGGAACGCCAAGUCCUGUCUCUGGUGCGUGCUGAUGGCUCCAUGGAGAUUUUGAAAAGUGUUAUUUCUCUUUUCCAUGGGCACUUUCGAGAACUUUGGGAUGUAAAAAUGAAAUGAAACCUUUACCCGUGACAA
Messenger RNA from Balaenoptera ricei (Rice's whale), 1637 nucleotides. It is a transcript of the gene RAB30, whose product is annotated as RAB30, member RAS oncogene family. The coding region runs from base 464 to 1075 and encodes 203 amino acids. Gene Ontology annotation, biological process: Rab protein signal transduction. The record is from RefSeq and is a predicted model, not a curated record. NCBI's taxonomy places the organism in Eukaryota, Metazoa, Chordata, Mammalia, Artiodactyla, Balaenopteridae. The transcript is spliced from 7 exons. Gene Ontology annotation, cellular component: trans-Golgi network. Gene Ontology annotation, molecular function: GTP binding; GTPase activity.